Molecule: messenger RNA, 456 nt
Organism: Toxoplasma gondii ME49
Lineage: Eukaryota; Apicomplexa; Conoidasida; Eucoccidiorida; Sarcocystidae
Exons: 2
Coding region: 1-456 (151 amino acids)
Source: RefSeq, a predicted model, not a curated record
AUGCCACGUAAAGACAACGAAACGGUGUGUGCGGGGUCGCAGCUCAAUUUUGUCGGGAUACCCACAACUGCAGAGAACAGUGGGUUUCGGCAGAUUUGGAGGACGUGGAUGGUGACUCGGAUGAGGUGUUCAGCCAUGACGAACGAGACCAAUUCACACAAGUCUGAAACCCGCGGAUUUUCGGCAGACAAGAACAAUCGCGCGGACCCAGGGAAGGGCACUCCGCGACCACAGUGCCCACUUUCGAGCCAGGGAUUUAAAAAUCUUCGGAACCUCUGGGUUGCUGUCUUAGAACUGACACUUCUUCGCCUUCUGAUGGACCUGAAAUGGUUAGAAAGACGGCAACAACGAAUCCCAAUGAGGUGUGAUUUGCUGCCUCGACCGGGCAACCGCGCGGCAGCCACUGAGGAAGGCCUGAAGAGGCCGAGCAACUACUUUCUGUUGCGAAUGUUUUAA